AUGAGUUACUCUGCACGCGACGUUGUGUUGAACAAAGUGAAUCUGAGUUGUAACAGGAGCAUUAUCUUCACUCUCAGUCACAACCAUCUUUCUCACAAGAAUGCUAGGUACCCCCUCUCACUACACCGCGUUCACCUUCCCAGCCAAGAAACACCUCCGCAGUACCCCUCCACACACGACAAGGUGCAAGCUGCAACCCCUACCAACGCGGUCGAACAUGUCGGCAAGGAGUCUGGGGCCUGGAUGACCCUGAUCCUUCUGAUUCGCGAGACCCGUGGCUCGGUACAGUAG
This is a messenger RNA of Plenodomus lingam JN3, 291 nucleotides long. RefSeq lists its product as uncharacterized. The record is from RefSeq and is a predicted model, not a curated record. Lineage: Eukaryota; Fungi; Ascomycota; Dothideomycetes; Pleosporales; Leptosphaeriaceae.